Acaromyces ingoldii is the source of this 2005-nucleotide messenger RNA. RefSeq lists its product as hypothetical. Gene Ontology annotation, molecular function: phosphatidate cytidylyltransferase activity. The record is from RefSeq and is a predicted model, not a curated record. NCBI's taxonomy places the organism in Eukaryota, Fungi, Basidiomycota, Exobasidiomycetes, Exobasidiales, Cryptobasidiaceae. The coding region runs from base 1 to 1860 and encodes 619 amino acids. The transcript has 2 exons. Gene Ontology annotation, cellular component: endoplasmic reticulum membrane.
AUGGCACCGCCAAAGUCGCGCUUUGCGUCCAAGGGCGCCUUCGAUGUGCUCGCCACCGAGGGCGACGACGAGGAUGCGCGCGAGCAGGAGCACGACGGCGCCGAGGAGGACCGCGUCGCUGCCAUCGAGGCCGAGGCACAGCGCCUGGCCAAGGCCGAGCCCGACAGCACGCCGAGCAAGAUGACCCGGGGCGCCCGCAGGAGGGCGAGGGAGUCGGCCUCGCAGACGCCCGGUCCCACGUCGCCGACGCCGACGCCCGCACCCGCGCCCGUCUCCACCCCGGCUCCGGCUACCACAUCUGCACCAGCAGCAGCACCCGCUUCUGCACCUGCUCCUGCACCUGCUCCCGCUGCCGCCCCGACUUCAGCGCCUGUGCCUGCCAUCCAAGGAGCGACUGCGACAAGAAAAGCCGCAAAGAGCGAGCGGGAGUCCAAGAGCGACGCCAAGGUCGCCAACGGGAGCCAGGCACCGGCAAAGACAAAGGCCAGCGACGACAAGGAGGCCAGCAAGGAGGCCAGCAAGGCAUACUGGAAAAAGGUGUAUGAGCGCACGCUCUUUACCUUCCUCAUGAUUGGCGGCUUCAUCGGCCUGCUGCUCCUCGGCCACCCAUACAUGAUCAUCCUCGUCCUCGUCAUCCAGGUCCUCGUCUACCGCGAGGUCACCGCCCUCUUCAACAUCCCCGGCCGGCCCAGCGUGACGGGAGGGAGCAGCAGCAGCCGGCGUGGCGGCGGCGGCUUUGCGUCGAGCGCCCUCAGCACGGCCAACAGCAGCCGCGCGGGUAGCGCAGCGCAGAGCGAGGAUGAGGACGACGAGAUGGGCGGCCGCGAGGGCCGGCGCCAGGAGGAGCUGUGGAGCAAGACGCUCAGCUGGUACUUCUUCGCCGUCAGCAACUACUUUCUCUAUGGCGAGUCGCUCAUCUACUACUUCAAGCACAUCGUCUUUGUCGACGCCUACUUCAUCCCCUUUGCGCGCCACCACCGCUUCCUGUCCUUCAUGCUCUACAUCUUUGGCUUCAUGGCCUUUGUCUCGGGCCUCAAGCGCACCAAUCUCAAGCACCAGUUCGGCCUCUUCUGCUGGGUCCACAUGUCGCUCCUCCUCACCGUCUACUCGUCGCACUUCAUCGUCAACAACAUCCUCGAGGGCCUCAUCUGGUUCUGGGUCCCCGCCAGCCUCGUCAUCUGCAACGACGUCUUUGCCUACGUCUGCGGCAUGCUCUUUGGCCGCACGCCCCUCAUCAGCCUCAGCCCCAAAAAGACCGUCGAGGGCUUCGUGGGUGCCCUCAUCAUUACAGAGAUCUUUGCCUAUGGCUGGGCCACGCUCUUCCAGCGGUACAACUACAUGAUCUGCCCCGCCGUGUCGCUGGGCAUGAAUGCAUUCAGCAGGGUCCAGUGCGACCCCAACCCCGUCUUUCUCUGGCACUACUUCGCCCUGCCCGCAUACAUCUCCGCGCCGCUCUCGAAGCUGCUCGAGCCCGUCGCUGCCGCCGUCUUCGGCCGAGAGCACUUCUUCCUUGAUGCCAUCCCCUACACGCCCUUCCAGUUCCACGCCCUCGUCAUGGCCGCCUUUGCCUCGCUUGUCGCGCCCUUUGGCGGCUUCUUUGCCUCGGGUUUCAAGCGUGCCUUUAACAUCAAGGACUUUGGCGACUCGAUCCCCGGCCACGGCGGGCUCACCGACCGUUUCGACUGUCAGUUUCUCAUGGGCCUCUUCUCCUACGUCUACUACAGCUCCCUCAUCCGCGAGCACCACGUGUCUGUCGGCAGCGUCCUCCAGACCGUCGUCACCCACCUCACCGUCGAGGAACAGGUGGAGCUGUACCGCGAGCUCACGCGCUUCCUCGACGGCCAGGGCAUCAAGGUCUGAUCUCUCCAUUCUCGCUGCUUCUUCUCUUUCCUCUGUCUUUCUCUUUCACUCUUCCUUCUUUCCCUCUCUCUGUUGAUAACUUGUUUCUGUGUCUGGGGCUAUCGCUUGGACUGGAAUGACUAAGAAAUACAAAAGUGCUAGUGAU